Messenger RNA from Erpetoichthys calabaricus (reedfish), 2093 nucleotides. RefSeq names its product methyltransferase 4, N6-adenosine (gene mettl4). Gene Ontology annotation, molecular function: RNA methyltransferase activity; nucleic acid binding; site-specific DNA-methyltransferase (adenine-specific) activity. Bases 120 to 1388 code for a protein of 422 amino acids. The record is from RefSeq and is a predicted model, not a curated record. NCBI's taxonomy places the organism in Eukaryota, Metazoa, Chordata, Cladistia, Polypteriformes, Polypteridae. Gene Ontology annotation, cellular component: RNA N6-methyladenosine methyltransferase complex; cytosol; nucleus. The transcript is spliced from 8 exons.
GGCGCAUGCGCCUUUUUAUCAAGAUGGCAGCCGGAAGGUCUUUCUCGCAUGGCGAGUCUAAGAAAUAGUACGAUUCAUUCACUAUGAGUGCGUUUUGAAUGGUACUGUAAUAACGCGCCAUGUCAAUAGUUUACAAAGAUCCAAAAGGAUGGCUCCUAGAUGAGCUGUCCCAUGCCAGCAGGACAUUAAAAGUAGCACCCUUCGGAUUAAAAUACGCCUUCAAGCCGGAGUAUUUUGAUACUUAUGCUCCUCAUAUUGCGGAGAGCUCCAGUGCUUCGGACGCAAUCGCAUGUGUAAACAGAACCGAACAAGAAGACACAACAUCUAGAGAAAAGUCAGGGAAGACAACCAGGAAUAAUCACGAAGUUAAAAAGAAACGUAAGCGCAAACUUAGAGAGCUUAACCAAGGAGAAAUCGAUUUUCAUGAAUACCAUACAAAGAUCAGGAAAAUUAUUUUAGAGGGCACUAAACCUUUGGCUGCAGAAGGUCUUUCACUUGGGUUUCUUGAUCGAUCGGGAAUAAGAAAAGAAAGCUCACGUCUUGCUCCAAUAACUGAUGACAGCCGUCUGGCAGAUCUCUGUGAAAUGGCCAGGCAGCUCCCAUUAGACAGUGACAGUGAGCCAAAAGCUGUACAGAUCAUAAGAGAAGAGGACAUGACCUCUGCGGAUGAUCUGGAUCUGUUUUCAAGUGUGACGAGAAAUAGUACGGAUUGUGCCAGACUGGUAACUUUAAUGGGACAAAAAUACCUAAUUCCCCCCCAUAGUAGUUUUCUUCUAUCUGAUAUCUCAUGCAUACAGCCACUUCUCAGAUGCAAUAAUAAAUUUGAUGUCAUCAUCAUCGAUCCACCAUGGGAAAACAAAUCUGUUAAAAGGAGCAACAGGUACCAAUUCUUACCUGCUCAUCAACUGAAACAAAUUCCUGUACCAAAUCUGGCAGCCCCAGAAUGCCUUAUAGUUACCUGGGUGACCAACAGGCAAAAACACCUGAGGUUUGUGAAGGAUGAACUGUACCCGUUUUGGUCCAUUGAAGCAGUUACAGACUGGUGGUGGGUAAAAAUUACCAAGGCAGGAGAAUUUGUAUUUCCUCUUGAAUCUUCACAUAAGAAGCCGUAUGAAAAUCUGGUAUUGGGAAGAUAUAGAAAAAGCAAAGAGUAUUUUACAAGUGAAACAGAAACCACCAUUUACCCUAUACCAGAUCAAAAAAUAAUUUGCAGUAUACCUUCCACCCUUCAUUCCCAUAAACCCUCACUUUCAGAGGUCCUGAAAGAGUACAUCAGUCCAGAUGCAAGGUGCUUGGAGCUGUUUGCACGCAACCUUCAGCCUGGUUGGACAAGUUGGGGAAAUGAAGUUCUUAAAUUCCAGCAUAUUAGCUAUUUUAAUACGAUAUAGCAGUUUUACUUUAUUGUACCACAAAUUAUUAUUAUAUUUUGAACCUCUGUGCCUAAAAUUCUGAAAUGUAAAUACAGUAUUGUAUUUUAUCACACAUUCGUCAAAUAGGUUUGGUUUCCAUUAUUCAUUGAAGUUGUGUACAGCAAAAGAAAGUUGCAUUGACUUUGUAUUUUUGUUUGUUUCUUUUACCUCAAAAUGCUUUGUUUAUACAUUCUUUAUACUGUAUAUAUUUCUGUUUUUACAAGGAUCUAAUGUAAGUUUCUACUUAAUUUAUCAUGCUUGGAAUUUUUUUUUAUUUUUCUUAUUUUUUUUUUUUUACUGUAGAUAUUAUUUAACAAGAAAUACUUUUACAACUCAGCAAAUGCAGCUAAACCUAUUAUAAAUUAAAUGGUGACUCAUAAAUAUUCUUUAAAUUUAAAUGAUUUUAGAAAAUUAAAUGUUUUUAUGCACUUUGACUUGUGUUGAAUAUUGCCAGGGGUCACAAUGAAAUAACUGAAAUGAAAUGAAAUAUUAUACAGUGUAACACCUAAUAGAUACAUAUACUGUAUAUAUGGUUAACAAUUUAUUUCGAAGCUUGCAAUCUUAUGUAGCAAUAAAAAGUUGACUAAAUAAAAUUACAGAUAUUAAAAAUAGUUAUUAGUGUAUACUAUGCUAUAUGAUAUUAAAAAUAUAAUGCCUUGUGAGAACUGCACAUAUAAACCAACA